AUGAACAAAAAAAAUGUGCUAUUGCAGAUGUUGGUGUCAUUUGAAGACCUGGCUGUGGAUAUCACCCAGAAGGAGUGGCAGUACCUGGACAGUUCUCAGAGGACUCUGUACAAAGAUGUGAUGAUGGAGACUUACAACAGCCUGUUGUUUUUGGGGUACUGCAAAAGCAAACCUGAAGUGAUCUUCAAGUUGGAACAGGGAGCAGAGCCAUGGACAGUGACAAAACCCCUAAAUCGGAGCCUGUCAGCCUGCAGAAGGGAUGACCUAUUGGGAACCAACUGGAAAAGUCAACAAAUAAAUUUGAGGAAGCCUGAUGAGAUGCGAGCUGCAGAGAAAUCUGAUGGCACUAAUGUACCUGGUAACUCAAGUGAAUGCUGGGAGCCUAUCAGUCAGCCUCACAAGAUUCAGACUUUUCAGCAGGUGUUUGAACACAGUGUAAGAGGCAAAGGGUUCAGCAGGAAAAGGGCUCAUAUGGGAGACACCUGUAAUAAGUCAGUUGGCACUGUAGGAAAGACAACUGAACAUGUAAAGAAAACUUUCCAGAAAAAGUCCUACCACAGUAAACCUCAACAAACACACACAGGAAAGAAACUUUAUGACUCUUUUGAGUAUGAGGAAACUCUCAUUUACAAAUCAGAUUUUACCACAAGUCAAAGAACACAUACAGGAAGAAAAACCUAUUCUUGUAACCCCUGUGGAAAAUCUUUCAAUUGUAAAUCCUGCCUUUCUAUCCAUCAUAGAACUCAGAAAGGGGAAAAGCCCUCUGGGUGCAAUGAAUGUGGGAAAACCAUUUACCUGAGAAGUCACAACUCACUCUACAUAAGAGGGAGAAGAUUUAUGAAUGCAAAAAUGUGUGGAAAACCCUUUUGCUGGAAGUCACAACUCUUUACCCAUCAGAGAAUGCAUAGAUCAGAGAAAAUUUAUGAAUGCAAUACAUGUGGAAAAGUCUUUUGUAAUAACUCACAACUCAUUACACAUCAGAGAGUUCACACAGGGGAGAAACCUUAUCAAUGUGAUGAAUGUGGAAAAACAUUUUCCCAGAGUUCAAACUUCAGAAGGCAUCAAAGAACUCACAUGUAA
Lepus europaeus (European hare) is the source of this 1080-nucleotide messenger RNA. RefSeq names its product zinc finger protein 717-like. Gene Ontology annotation, molecular function: DNA-binding transcription repressor activity, RNA polymerase II-specific. The transcript is spliced from 5 exons. Gene Ontology annotation, biological process: negative regulation of transcription by RNA polymerase II. Bases 1 to 1080 code for a protein of 359 amino acids. NCBI's taxonomy places the organism in Eukaryota, Metazoa, Chordata, Mammalia, Lagomorpha, Leporidae. The record is from RefSeq and is a predicted model, not a curated record.